UGAUCCAUUUGAUAAGGACUCGCAGGGCGCUGGAAAUGGAAAGCGGCACUUGCUCGUGACUCUUAAGCUUUAUUGUUUAUUGGUCAUCUAUCUUUAUUUAGAGUAUAUGGAAAGUAUAUAUAAAGCAUACCUGACCAAGCUUUAUGUACUGUAGAAGUAGAGUUGUUGUUUUGAGCUUUAACACGUACCGGCAACCUUACUUGGUACCUCCGCUCUCCGUACGGGAUUAUUCCAAGAGUCAUCUCCGGGGAUUUCUCCGGAUCGCAACACCUCUGGCCACACCCACGCCUACGCUGCUCACCACUACAUAAAGUCUAACUAUGACCGUACGAGAACUUUCGUACCGAGGAUGAGUCUGCGUAUGUACCGGCAUCGUUGAGAUAUCCAGUGCUGCUUUUGGCCAUGCGGGCAUACACAGUCGUUCGCCUGCAGCUGCAUUUUGGGGUUGCAACGCUACGUACGGCUCGACGGCCAAAAACAGAGGGUUUCCCCACAACGAGAAUAAGGCCGAGAACCCAAUCAGCGGCGGGUCCACGGCUUCACCACGGUCCCCACUCUGAACAAGGAGACCGAGAAGAGCCAGAAGCACCGAUAGUGAGCCCUGGGCCCAACUGAUGCUGUCUCAAGCACGGGCUCCACUAUUUCACUAGCGACCGACGCUACGCUACCACUCCCACAUCCACUACCUACACCACCACCACAUCUGUUGACGAACGCACUCUUUCCAUCCCUCGACGACCGUCCGAAUCGACUCGACACGGCCCGGAAUAGCUUCAUUAAACCACGAGAACUACAUAUACGCAGAGGCGGCAUCUCCUGUAACGAACGAGACUUCUCGAAAGCCAUUGUUCGCUUUCCCCCAACCGACCCAUCCUCAUCCGAUCGUCUCCUGGGCUAUCACAACCUUGAACACAGCCCAAUAUCCAAAGACACCAAGUCACGCUCUUUUACCUCCCACUUGCACUUGCACUUGCACUUGCACCUGCACACCCUCACUCCCGCUUCAAUCUCGUACCCAAAGACAUCUUCGCUUGGGUUGGCUUCCGGUGCCCUCGAACCCCCCACGACCAACCACCCCCUCACAUUCGCUGGGUUCCCUCGAGGACCACCAUGAAUGCGUGAGCAUUGAUUGUGCGAUCAAGUCAUUCACACCGAUUACCACCGCCGCAACCUCAACGACCUUCCAGUGCUGGGAGUGUGUCGUCCCUCAACCUUGAUAUGCUGCAUGAUCCUCGACCUUCUUGCAGACUGCGACCGAAUGGCAUUGGAGCCAAGUGCAGAACACCAUGGACCCUCUACACAUCACUGAAUUCGCCUCGGAGCGAUACUUCAGUAAAUUAAGGCAAUUGAAUGAACCCGCCGAUGCUUCAUCAUCUUCUGUUCCGGCAACUCCAGAAAUCCCGCCCGAGUUAGCACAACAAACGACCUUUACCCUACCUCUAGGGAGACAGCGAAGUGCCGACAAUGAGCAUGCCACGCUCGUCCUCCGACCGAGCGAGCAGAAGAAAAGAUCUCUGGGUCAUGAUCUCACAGGAUUGAGAACGUCGAGGCGUCCUAGUUUUACUGGCGGAUUUGGAGCAUUACGAUCAAGGGUUACGGUCACUCACAAACCAACAACCAUUAACGAACACCACGAUGAACUUCGGGCGCAGGACCCGAAUGCUAAAAUUAGGUAUUUAUACAUCAGCUAACAUGACCGAGAAUUCACUGACCAUAUAGCAGUAUUACCCUAAGUGACCUCUUUCUGUCUCUGCCCAAUGAACUUCAAGCCCAGAUCAUUGCACCCCUCCCUAUACAUACCAUUCUCGACCUUCGUUUGGUGUCCAAGAAUUUCCAUACCUUGGUUACCCUCAAUGAAUUUCCAAUUGCGCGAUAUCACAUUACAAACACGCUUCCUCAGUACACAUUACGCCUAUAUCCAGUACCCGAACCAGAAUUUAUUAACCUCCAUUAUCUCUGUGGAAUAUGGAAUCGACUACAUGUAGCAUCAAAACUCUCUACUAUGAUUUCAAGGCAAGCGAGAAAGGAAAUUUUUCUCAAGAAUACCGAAGCUCAACGCCUGGAGUUUGAGCCAAUGUAUCGACGGAUGUGUCAAAGAUUACUACCUCUUGUCUUUACCCUGUUCCACUUCUUUGAGAAGUAUCGCGAACUUCACACAAGCUACCUGAGUCAGGGUGGCAUCCCAUUAAAACAGCUUCCCUACACUUUGAAUCCCAUUGAGAGCCAGGUGAUGUCAAUGUAUGAUGAUCAAACAUUACUUCAUGUGCAUCAAGUAUUUCCUUUAGUCAUAUCAUCCUUCUCACGACGAUUGCGGCCACCUUCAUAUGUCGGGACUCUGGAAAAGACACUCAAAGGUUAUUUGAAAGACCGACCGGCGGAUGAAGUCUACUCGUCAAUCAUUUCUAUUGGAGGACUACGGCAAGCUCAGAGGUUUUGGGAAACUAAAGGAUACAACACACGACGAGAAGCCGUAGAUAUUUGGUAUGGGGUUGUCACCAAACUUCCGGUUGAAGUAUCUGCACCUGCACCCAAACCAACGAAGAUGUCACGACUAGCAACAUUUGGAAGGAAAAAGACUGUGCCGGUCGUUGAAAAGACAGGAGGUGAUAGACCGAGUGGCCAUGAUGCAGGAGGCUGUAAGGAGUGGUUUUGCGUGAAGCCAUUUUGCCUCGCUGCUCGAAGACGCCACUCAACCGACAACCUCGUAUAUCACAGUAGUCUUUCAAACGGGCCACCAAUGAGCCCACUGACUCGAAACCAACUGGCUCAAUUUGUCCCCGACCAACCACAUCUGAAAGACAUAUGGAUGCUCACGGCCGAGGCAUUGAUUCUGGAGCGUCAGAUUGUCUCCCGACCUCAAGAUAUCAAACGAAAUACUCAAGUUCUAUUGGAUCUGAUUCGCGAUUAUGGAAAUGAUGGAGUGGAGGAAUUCACCCCCUCGCCUCCAAGGGAAAUUAAUACGGAAGAACAAGAGGGAAUGGGAGGUCCAGGAGGAGUUUCCGACUAAGCAAGCAAACAAGCGGUCAUGCAGCAUGUAGCAUUUUACACGGCGUUUCUAAUGAGCGGGAUUGAAUUUUUGUCGUUAGCUGGAAAUCAUGGAUUUUUUGUACGAAGGCUUUCGAAACAUCUUUUUUUUUAGGUUUUCAUAACAAGAAGAAAUCUUGGGGAUACACAAAGGGGGCGUUUUUUUGUUUGGUGUUUCUGGGGUUUUCAAUCAUAAAUGCAUCUUUUUUUUACCCUUUUAGACUUAUCUUUUUGUUUGGGUUUGUUUUGUUUUGAUUGGUUUAUUUCCUCGUUUGAUCUACCUGGCUAUUUCUUCGUAUUCGUUUUUUGGGGGGUGGGUGUUUUGAUGAUGGAGAUGAUGGGAGUUUCAUGGAUGGAUUGGGG
Messenger RNA from Hymenoscyphus albidus, 3387 nucleotides. The record is from the annotation of a GenBank genome assembly. Lineage: Eukaryota; Fungi; Ascomycota; Leotiomycetes; Helotiales; Helotiaceae.